AGGCGGCCUAUCUACUCACUGAUUGGUGCGGGGGCGAGCUGAUUUCCGGGAGCUGCCCAUUGGUGGAGGCGAGAUAUUUGAACUGAGCAAAAGCGGCUAGGUUGCUUCCCUCGGAGUUAGGGAGUCGUUGGGUACCCUGAUAUUUUUUCUGAUCUUUGGCUUCUGGGAAGGCGGCGGGACCCGGGCAGCGGGUACCCGACGCCCCGGAGCGUGCGGCUGCCAUGGCCACGCGGCAGGCCGCUUACAGCCCCGAGGAGAGCGGGCGGCGCGCGCGCCGGGAUCCCGCGGCCGGUGACGGGUCUCCGCCGGUGCUGUUGCUCAGCCACUUCUGUGCGGCUCCCUUCCUCUGCUUCGGGGACGUUCGCGUGGGCACGUCGCGGACACGGUCUCUGGUCUUGCACAACCCUCACGAGGAGCCUCUGCAGGUGGAGCUGUCGCUGGUGCGCGCCAUAGGCCAGGGCUUCAGCGUCUUGCCGAACCGCUGCGAGCUGAAGCCUAAGGAAAAAAUUACUGUUUCUGUUACCUGGACACCACUGAAAGAAGGGCGAGUAAGGGAGAUUGUGACAUUUCUUGUGAAUGAUUUUCUGAAGCACCAGGCUAUCUUACUAGGAAAUGCAGAAGAACACAGAAAGAAAAAGCGAAGUCUUUGGAAUACCAAUAAGAAGAUUCCAGCCUCCUUGAAACAUACUAAAAGGACUUCCAAAAGCCAAAUUUUUAAUGAAUCAUUUACUAUUUCACAAAGAGUUGACAGAAUUAGGAACCCACUGCAGGCUUGUGAAAAUCUGGCUAUGAGUGACUGCUGUUCUCAAACGGAAAACAAUUCUUUAUCCCUUGAAGAAAACAAAAUACCCACCUCUUCUAUCAGCCCUAUUAAAGACUGCCAGAGUGAAGCUUGCUUGCCACGGUUUUUCUCUGGGUCUGGUGCCUAUUCAUCUCGUCAUGCACGUGAAAAUGUACAACAUUUAAAAGUACAAGAUCCCAGUGUUUCAAAAGAUUUUAAUUAUAACAAGGAAGUCACAAAUGAAACUUUUCUUAAUCCCAUCAGUGUUAGUGACCAAAGUGAAGGGACUAGCAAAUUCACUCUUGCCCCAAACUGUUCUUCACCUUUGAGUGUUACACAGACCCAAAUACAUUUUCUAAGUCCGGAUUCUUUUGUAAAUAACAACCAUGCAUCUGAUAAUGGCCUAGGAUUAGUGAGAAAUGUCUUAUCAGAUACAUUUAGCGACACUCAUUCAGAGUCCCUGUGUGUGGAACCCCAAGCUGUACAUAAAGUUUGCCAAACAAUCUUAAGCCCAGAUUCUUUUUUAAAUGAUAAUUAUGGACUUAGAAAAGGUCUAAAGUCCGAAUCAGUCGAUCCCAUUGUAUCUCCAACAGAAUUUGUAAAGGAUAACAUGGUACACGUAGGUCAGCAAACAUGUAAGUUAUCAGCAUUAUCAAAUACAACUCAUCAGGAUUGGAGAAUAAAUGGUUUGGCACAUAACCCUAAGUGUCAACAUUCAGAAACUCCCAAAGUUAUUUUUGAAAAACAAAACCCUGUGGAAAUGAGGUCACAUAACUACGGAUUUACAAAUCAAGAUUCUAAUAUUCCUGAGAUUCAAGAUGCUUCUCUUUGUGACCAGAGUAAACAGCUGAAGAGACGCCCAAUCCUUUCUGCUACUGUUACUAAAAGGAAGCCCACUAGUGCCAGAGAAAAGCUACCUGAGAUUGGUAAACCAAAUGCAAAAAGGCGUCUCAAAGGUAUAGUAGGUGAGUUUGGAAAAGAAAUGGAUGACCCCGAAGAGAAAGGCUUUCAUUCUUACCCUCCAGUUGUAAAGUCAGUAAUAAGUAAACAUCAGAAUUACAAGGAUGAAGUGACACCUUCAGCCACAGUUUCCGUUCCUCGUAAAAGAAGGAGUAGCGGAGCAGUGGAAGACACAAAUGGAAAGCUACCUUUUACAGAGCAUACGGACACGUGUGAAAUUAAACGAAUCCAUUUUUCUCCUCUCAAAUCUACACCAUCAACCAUUGCAAGAACCAGAAGGAAAGGAGCACGCGCCCCAAGGCGUAUCAGCUCCUCGAACCCUAGCCUGAGCCUGAAGAAAACUGAUUCAUCAGUAUUAAAAACGCCUCUUUCUAAAACAAAGAAAAGGACACGACCCAUUGUUGGUGUAGCACAGUCUCAUCUCACCUUUAUAAAACCAAUAAAAGCAGCUAUUCCUAGACACCCAAUGCCAUUUGCUGCAAAGAACAUGUUCUAUGAUGAACGCUGGAAGGAGAAGCAGGAACAGGGCUUUACUUGGUGGCUAAAUUUCAUAUUAACGCCUGAUGACUUCACUGUAAAAACCAAUGUUUCUGAAGUAAACGCUGCCACCCUUGUCUUAGGAGUAGAGAGCCAACAUAAAGUAAGCAUCCCGAAAGCCCCGACAAAAGAUGAAGUGUCUCUCAGAGCUUACACAGCCAGCCGCAGGCUGAACAGAUUACGUCGUACAGCUUGUUCCUUGUUUACUUCUGAAAAGAUGGUGAAAGCUAUUAAAAAGCUUGAAAUUGAAAUCGAAGUUGGGCGGCUAAUUGUUCGAAAAGAUAGACACCUCUGGAAAGAUAUUGGACAGCGCCAAAAAGUCCUGAAUUGGCUCUUGUCAUAUAAUCCUUUGUGGCUUCGAAUUGGCCUGGAGACAGUUUAUGGAGAACUGAUCCCUCUGGCAGACAACAGUGAUGUCCCAGGGCUGGCAACCUUCAUUCUGAAUCGCUUACUUUGGAACCCUGAUAUAGCAGCUGAAUACAGACACCCCACGGUCCCCCUCCUGUUUCGAGAUGGUCAUGAAGCAGCUUUAUCUAAGUUCACGUUGAAAAAAUUACUGUUGUUGGUCUGUUUCCUUGACCAUGCUAAAAUUUCCAGACUUAUUGAUCACGAUCCUUGUCUGUUUUGUAAAGAUGCUGAAUUCAAGGCUAGCAAAGAACUACUUCUGGCCUUUUCGAGAGACUUCCUAAGUGGUGAAGGUGACCUUUCUCGUCACCUUAGCUUAUUGGGAUUACCUGUGGGACACGUUCAGACCCCACUUGACGAAUUUGAUUUUGCUGUUACGAAUCUUGCUGUGGACUUGCAGUGUGGAGUGCGCCUUGUGCGAACCAUGGAACUUCUUACGCAGAACUGGAAUCUGUCAGAGAAGCUCAGGGUCCCUGCAAUAAGCCGAGUUCAGAAGAUGCACAACGUUGAUGUUGUUCUUCAGGUUCUGAAAUCACGAGGAGUCCCACUGACUGACGAGCAUGGAAACACUAUCUCGUCUAAGGAUAUUGUGGACAGGCACAGAGAGAAAACACUAGGACUGCUUUGGAAAAUAGCAUUUGCUUUUCAGGUGGAUAUUUCUCUUAAUUUAGAUCAAUUAAAGGAAGAAAUUGAGUUUCUAAAACAUGCACGCAAUAUAAAGACAGCAAUAUCUGUACUAACAUCCCAUUCUCAAACUGUUACUAAUAAGCCAAAAGAGAAAAGAACUAGUGAAUCCUUUGAACACUAUGGUGACAGUGUGAAACUGUUGAUGGACUGGGUAAAUGCUGUUUGUGCCUUCUAUAAUCAAAAGGUGGAGAAUUUUACAGUGUCUUUCUCAGAUGGCCGUGUGCUGUGUUAUCUGAUCCACCAUUACCACCCGUGCUAUGUGCCUUUCGAUGCCAUAUGCCAGCGCACCACUCAGUCUGUGGCCUGCGCACAGACUGGCUCAGUGGUGUUGAAUUCUUCAUCUGAAUCGGAAGGAAGUUGCCUGAACCUGUCUCUCGAAGCACUGGAUCACGAAAACACUCCAGAAGUAUACAAAGAGCUUCUAGAAAACGAAAAGAAAAAUUUUCACUUGGUGAGAUCGGCAGCUAGAGAUCUUGGGGGAGUCCCUGCUAUGAUUCACCACUCAGACAUGUCAAAUACAAUUCCAGAUGAAAAGGUGGUUAUUACCUACUUGUCAUUUCUUUGUGCAAGGCUUUUGGAUCUCCGUAAAGAAAUAAGAGCUGCCCGACUUAUACAGACAACAUGGAGAAAAUAUAAACUAAAAAGAGACCUGAAACACCAUCAGGAAAGAGAUAAAGCUGCUAGAAUCAUUCAGUCAGUUGUUCUCAAUUUUCUAACUAGACGAAGAUUACAAAAAAAAGUCAGUGCAGCUCUAGUCAUUCAGAAAUGUUGGCGGAGAGCCUCAGCACAGAAGAAACUGCUGAUGCUGAAAAAUGAAAAGCUGGCAAAACUUCAAAGUAAAUCAGCAUCACUUAUUCAGGCUUGCUGGAGAAGAUACUCUGCCAGAAAACAGUUUCUGAAGUUGAAAUACUAUUCAGUCAUCCUUCAGUCUAGGAUAAGAAUGAAAAUUGCUCUGACAUCUUACAAACGAUAUCUCUGCGCCACAGUUACAAUUCAGAGACGCUGGCGCGCCUGUUUAAGAAGAAAGCAGGAUCAACAAAGAUUUAAAAUACUGAAAUCUUCGUCCCUUGUAAUCCAGUUUAUGUUCAGAAGGUGGAAGCGACGCAAGUUGCAAUUGCAAACCAAAGCCGCAGUAACAUUGCAGCGAGCUUUUAGAGAUUGGCAUCUCAGAAAACAAACACGAGAAAGAUCCACUGUUGUGAUACAAUCGUGGUAUAGAAUGCAUAGAGAAUUGCAGAAAUAUAAUUAUAUUAGAUCAUGUGUUAUAGUCAUCCAGAGAAGAUUCCGGUGCUUUCAAGCCCAAAAGUUAUAUAAGAGAAGGAAAGACGCCGUCCUGACUCUCCAGCAACAGUACAGGGCGUAUCAGAGGCGGAAGCUGGCACGCACUGAGUAUUUGCAGAAGCGAGCUGCUGCCAUUCGACUGCAGGCUGCAUUCAGAGGUAUGAAGGCUCGAAAUUCGUACAGUUUGCAAAUCCGAGCUGCCUGUGUUCUGCAGUCCUAUUGGAGAAUGAGACAGCAAAGGAUUCGAUUUUUAAGCACUAGAAGGAUUAUUAUCAAGUUGCAAGCACACAUAAGAAAACAUCAACAGCUACAGCGAUAUAAGAGGGUAAAGAAAGCCGCUGUCAUAAUUCAGGCUCAUUUCCGCGCUUCCGUUUCAGCCCGGAAGGCUCUAGCAUCUUACCAGAAAACACGCUCUUCAGUCAUUGUUCUACAGUCUGCAUAUAGAAGGAUGCAAGCCAGGAAAAGGUUUUGUCACACUUUAGCAUCUGUUAUAAAGAUUCAGUCAUAUUAUCGGGCCUAUAUAUCCAGAAAGAAAUUUCAGAGCUUGAGAAAUGCAACCAUAAAGCUCCAGUCAGUUGUCAAAAUGAAACAAACACGUAAGCAGUAUUUACAAGUAAGAGCGGCUGCCCUAAUUAUCCAGCAGUGGUACCGUUCCCAAAAAAUGGCUGCUCAAAAGAGAAAAGAAUUCACACAGGUGCGGGAAUCCUGUAUCAAAUUGCAAGCAUAUUUUAGAGGAUGCCUGGUCAGAAAGCAGAUGAGGUUGCAGAGCAAAGCUGCCAUUUCUCUCCAGUCUUACUUCAGAAUGAGGAAAGUGAGGCAGCAGUACCUGAAGAUGUACAAGGCGGCUGGAGUCAUUCAGGAUUUCUACCGUGCGUACAAAGCACAAGUCAGGCAAAGGAAGAACUUCCUGCAGGUCAGAGGAGCAACGGUUUGUUUGCAGGCAGCUUACAGAGGCUACAAAGUACGCCGGCUGAUCAAGCAGUGGUCUACAGCUGCUAUUACCAUUCAGAGGGUUUUUAGAGGCUAUAGUCAAAGGAUGAAAUACCAAGCUGUGCUUCGGUCUGUUGUGAACAUUCAGAAGUGGUACAGGGCACACAAGCUUGCUUAUGACACGAGAACACAAUUUGUAAGGACAAGAAUGGCAGUGGUUUCUCUGCAGUCUGCCUACCGCGGCUGGAGAGUUCGGCGGCAGCUCAGGAGGGAACAUCAGGCUGCAGUGACGAUCCAGGCAACUUUUAGAAUGCUCAUGGCCCGGAAGCAGUUUAGAUUACUAAGAAGAGCUGCAGUGGUCAUCCAGCAGCAUGCCAGGGCAUGGGCUGCAGGAAACAGGCAGCGCUUGGAGUACACUGAACUCCGUCGAGCCGCUCUGGUGUUUCAGGCAGCUUGGAAAGGAAGGAUGCUGAGAAGACAGAUUGCCUGGCAGCACAAAUGCGCCAUCCUCAUACAGUCGUAUUACAGAAUGCAUAUUCAACGCAGGAAGUGGACAGUCAUGAGAACAGCUGCUCUUCACGUUCAGGUGCGUUACAGGGCUUACAAAGUUGGAAAAGAACAGCGCUGUUUCUAUUUGAAAACAAAAGCAGCUACAGUAAUUUUACAGUCAGCUUACCGUGGUAUGAAAGUGAGAAAACAAAUAAAAGAAUGCCACAAAGCAGCAGUCACUAUACAGUCUAAAUUCCGGGCCUACAACAGCCAAAAGAAGUACACCAGCUAUAGAGCUUCAGCUGUCACUAUUCAGAGAUGGUAUCGGAACAUUAAAAUUACAACCCAGCAGCACCAGGAUUAUCUUACCUUAAAGAAAACAGCAAUUAAAGUUCAAGCUGCUUAUAGAGGCAUUAGAGCAAGAAGACAUGUUCAGCGCAUGCACGCGGCAGCCACGCUUAUUAAAGCCAUGUUUAAGAUGCACCAGUCGAGAGUAAGAUACCGCAGGAUGAGAAGAGCAGCUGUUGUCAUUCAGGUGCAAUACAGAGCCUAUUAUGUAGGGAAAGCUCAGCGGGACAAGUACCUGAGGACUUUGAACGCUAUUAAAACUCUUCAGGCCGCCGUCAGAGGAGCAAGAGUUAGACAGACUGUAAGAAAGAUGCACAUUGCCGCAACACUCAUUCAGUCGUACUUUAGAAGAUACAGACAGCAAACAUAUUUUCAUCGGCUGAGGAAGGUGACAGAAAUGAUGCAGCAAAGGUACCGAGCAGUGAAAGAAAGAAACAUUGUGUUUCAGAGGUACAGUAGACUGAGGCAUUCUGUCAUCCUCAUCCAGGCUGCCUUUAGGGGGCUGAAAACGAGGAGGCAUCUACAAGCUAUGCAUUUGGCUGCUACUCUUAUUCAGAGGAGAUUCAGAACUCUACUGAUGAGAAGAAAGUUCCUCACUCUCAGGAAAACUGUUAUUUGGACUCAGAGAAAAUACCGUGCAAGUCUUCACGCAAAGUAUUGCCGACAACAAUUACUGUUGGAAAAGGCAGUUACUAAGAUCCAGUCGUCCUACAGAGGAUGGGUGAUAAGGAAAAGGGUACAAAGGAUGCACAGGGCUGCUGCUGUAAUUCAGGCCACCUUCCGCAUGCACAGAGCCUGGGUGAGGUACCAGGGUUUGAAGCGGGCCUCAGUUGUGAUCCAAAAGCAAUACCAGGCGCACAGAGCUGCAAAACUGCAGCGGCAGCUCUUCAUCAGACAGAGACGCGCUGCCCUGAUCCUUCAGGCUGCCUUUAGGGGGAUGAGAACCAGAAGUCAUCUGAAGACUAUGCAUUCUUCUGCAACCCUGAUUCAGAGUAAAUUUAGAGCUCUGGUAAUAAGGAGGAGAUUCCUUGCUCUCAGAAAGGCAGCUAUAUUUGUUCAGAGGAAAUACCGAGCCACCAUUUACACCAAGCAAAAAUCGCACCAAUUCUUGCAGUUACAAAAGGCAGCCAUUACAAUACAGUCAUCUUAUCGAAGACUGAUGGUAAAAAAGAAGUUACAAGAAAUGCACAGGGCUGCAGUUCUCAUCCAGGCUACUUUUAGAAUGCACAGAACAUAUGUUAGAUUUCACGCUUGGAAACGUGCCUCGAUUAUAAUUCAGCAGCAUUAUCGAACAUAUAGAACUAUAAAACUACAAAGAGAAAAACUUCCCAGACAGUGGGACCAUGCUGGGCUCACUCAGGAUGCACAGGAAGGAAUCAAAGCUAGCGAGCUUUUAAAGGAACAACACAGUGCUGCCGUCACAAUACAAAGCGCAUACAGGAUGCAUAGGCAGCAUCUUUACUACCUGCAGCUUCGGUGGGCAGCAAAAGUAAUACAAGGAAAAUACAGAGAAAAGAAAAAGAGACAGCAAGCUCUUUUGCCCAAUGCGUGUAAGGAAGAAACAGCUCUUCUUCAGAUGCAUUUUCAGGAUUUGAACAGCAGGAUUCAGCAGCAGCAUGAAGCUGCCAUGACUGUACAGAAGCAUUUUAGAGCUUUUAAUGCAAGGAGGCACAUGGAGCCUGACAGAGGCUUCCAGGCUACAUCCAAAGCAGAAGCUGCCUGCAGGAUUCAAGCUUGGUAUAGGUGUUGGAGAGCACGCAAGGGGUACAUAGCUUUAUUAAAAGCUGUUAAAAUUACUCAAGGUUACUUCUGUGCCAAGCUGGAGAGAAGGAGGUUCUUGAAGAUGAGGGCGUCAGCAACUAUAAUUCAAAGGAGGUGGAGAGCUGUACUCUCUGCAAGAGUAGCUCAUGAGGCUUUGAUUUUAAAAAGACAUCAAGCUGCUUGUUUGAUACAAGCCCGUUUCCGAGGCUAUAAGGGAAGGCAGACCUUUCUACAGCAGAGAACCGCUGUUUUAAUCAUACAGAGAUGGGUGCGAGCCAUGGUGGCUGGGAAGCAUGAAAGGAUAAAAUAUAUCAAAUAUAAAAAGUCUACAGUUGUUUUACAAGCAUUGGCGCGUGGCUGGUUAGUAAGGAAAAGAGUUUCAGAACAGAAAGCCAAAAUUCGACUUCUCCACUUCACAGCGGCUGCAUACCGUCACAUGUGUGCUCUUAGAAUCCAGCGCGCAUACAGACUCCACAUGGCAAUGAAGAACGCUAAGACGCAUGUUGAUUCAGUCAUCUCUGUUCAGCGAUGGUUUCGAAGAAGAUUACAACAGAAGAGGCUUAUUGAACAGCGUCAGAAAGCCAUAAAAGCUGAACGUGAAGUGCAGGACUGUGAGCUCCGGCAGAGCAGGGCCGCAUCUGUGAUACAGAAGGCAGUGCGCCACUUUCUUCUUUGCAGAAGACAGAGAAAAAUCAAUAGCAGUGCCACUAGAAUUCAGGCACUAUGGAGAGGCUAUUCUUGGAGGAAGAAAAAUGACCGCACUGAAAUUAAAGCUAUCCGACUGAGCCUUCAAGCUGUCAGUAGGAACGUUGAGGAGGAAAACAAGCUCUACCGAAGAACUGCGCGUGCGCUUCAUCACCUGCUGACGUACAAGCACCUGUCUGCCAUUCUGGACGCUUUGAAGCACCUGGAGGUUGUUACUAGGUUAUCUCCACUCUGCUGUGAGAACAUGGCUGAAAGCGGAGCAAUUUCUACAAUCUUUGUUGUCAUCCAAACCUGUAACCGCAGUGUUCCGUGUAUGGAAGUUGUUGGAUAUGCUGUGCAAGUAUUGCUGAAUGUAGCAAAGUAUGAUAAAACGACCUCAGCCGUUUAUGAUGCUGAAAACUGUGUGGACACGCUGCUGGAGCUUUUGCAGGUGUACCGAGAGAAGCCUGGUGACAGAGUGGCCGGGAAGAGUGCCAGCAUUUUCACAAGAACUUGCUGUUUAUUAGCGGUGCUGUUGAAGACAGAGCAUUGCAUUUCUGAUGCAAAAAGUAGAUCAAAAGUCAUUGAUCGUAUUUAUCGUCUCUACAAGUUUAUAGUUCCUAAGCAUAAAGUGAACGCAGACGGGUUAUUUGACAAGCCGAAGCAGAAUCCCUGUAUAGGCUUUUCUUGUAAACCAGAAAGAGCUGUGAAGACCAGAAUAGUUUCCAGACUUAAGCCACAGUGGAUUUUGAGACGUGAUAAUAUGGAAGAAAUCACAAGUUCAGUGCAAGCUAUUCAGCUGUUGAUGGAUACUCUGGGCAUUCCUUAUUAGUAAAUGGAAACAUUUUCAGUGUGGGACUAUAAAAAAAUUACACCAAUCAUGGAUACAUGGAACAGUUUUUACUGUCAGUGUAAACUGUAUAUGACUUUGUAUAAAAAUAAAAAUGUAUAUAUUACUAGUUACUAAAUUGUUUAAUAUAGUCUUUACUUUUACUAUUAUUUUAAAAAUUUUUGUGAUUAUAAUUUCAUUACAUUUUCCCUUUUAUUUUUUCCCUCCAUAUCCUUCCAUAUACUGCUAACUUCUCUUUUUCAAGUUUAUUGUCUCUCUUCACUAAUUACUAUGCAUGCAUAUAUGUGUUUUUAUAUGCGUGUAUAUUUCUAAAUAUAGCAUAAUAAGUCCCUAUAAUGUCACAUGCAUGUGUGUUUUCAGAGCUGACUGGUUGGCAAUAUUUCUAUGCAUGUGAAAGCCUGGUUUGUCAUAAGAUGACUACAAUAUUUUUGUCUGUCAACUUAAAGUAUUUAUGUCUUUGACUGUAAUCC
Acomys russatus (golden spiny mouse) is the source of this 10183-nucleotide messenger RNA. RefSeq names its product assembly factor for spindle microtubules (gene Aspm). Gene Ontology annotation, molecular function: protein binding. NCBI's taxonomy places the organism in Eukaryota, Metazoa, Chordata, Mammalia, Rodentia, Muridae. Bases 222 to 9695 code for a protein of 3157 amino acids. The transcript has 28 exons. The record is from RefSeq and is a predicted model, not a curated record.